AACCACUUCCAUUCUCCAAACAACUUCCCUUUCCGCAACAACUUCCUGUCGCAAACCACUUUACGAUCGCCUCGUAUAUGGACAGGUGACAAUGUCGAAACAAUACCUAACCCUCCACACGGUGGACCAAGCCCACCCAACAGAAAUCUUCUCCCUAGCCCCCACCUCCAACACCCUCAUCUCCGCCUCCGGCUCCUCCCACCUGCUCAUCCACAGCACCACCACCUCGCCCACCUUCCCUCUCACGCAAACCCUCUCCAACGCCCACCGUCUCGGCUGCCACCACGUCACCACCGCCCGCAGCAGCGGCCCCGGCAACACCUUCGUGUCCGUCGGUUUCGGCGGCGAGACCAAAGUGUGGCACCGCAACCCCGAAUCCGAUCAGUGGUCGCUCUACUGGACACUCCCGACACCCGAAAACAAAAAGGAGAAGGGCGAUGUCUGGGCUGUGGCGCUUAGUGCGGACGAGGGCUAUCUAGCUGCUACGACGAGCGAUGGACGGAUUCAUGUGUGGGAUUUGGUGGGCAAGGAGAAGAUACAGAGUUAUGAGACGGGGGCCAGUGCAGGAGGUGGUGGUGGCGGUGGUGGUGGGCAGGAGAGUGUAGGGACGGGAAGUUUUGCUAUGGCGGUGGAUUUGUCGAGGGAUGGAAAGUUUACGGCUAGUGGGCAUGAGAAUGGCGGGGUGUAUGUGUUUAAUAAUGAUGCGGGGAGGAUGGUUUAUUCGCUUUCUGGUAGGUUUCCUCCUGGGUGUGGACGUUGGCUUUGAGGGGGUUGUCUACGGGUAUUGUGGUAGUGGGAGAAAACGACUUGCUAACGGGUGACGAAAACAGGCCUCGCAAAACCAGUCCGCGC
Messenger RNA from Neurospora tetraspora, 852 nucleotides. Its product is annotated as WD40-repeat-containing domain protein. Bases 92 to 766 code for a protein of 224 amino acids. NCBI's taxonomy places the organism in Eukaryota, Fungi, Ascomycota, Sordariomycetes, Sordariales, Sordariaceae. Gene Ontology annotation, cellular component: nucleus. The transcript has 3 exons. The record is from RefSeq and is a predicted model, not a curated record. Gene Ontology annotation, molecular function: protein binding.